Molecule: messenger RNA, 873 nt
Organism: Cercocebus atys (sooty mangabey)
Lineage: Eukaryota; Metazoa; Chordata; Mammalia; Primates; Cercopithecidae
Gene: RLN3
Product: relaxin 3
Exons: 2
Coding region: 279-779 (166 amino acids)
Cellular component (GO): extracellular region
Molecular function (GO): hormone activity
Source: RefSeq, a predicted model, not a curated record
AGAGGUCCAGGACCCUAACGUUGUGGGGGUCUGGUUGCGUCCUCUUGCCCUGCCUGUUGGGAUUAUUCAUUUCUGGUCUCUGUAGGAUGGACACCUUCUCGCCUCUCUGUCGAUGAUGACAAUGAGCUGGGCCACGUCACCCUGUCCCUAGCGAAAGGUUAUCACUUCAUUGGGGACAUGAGAAAGGUCGGGUUGCUGGGGCCGUGCCUGUCUCCCCUCUGCUGGAGAAGAUAAGGGAGGCACUCAGCUUUCUUCAGGCAGAGUGUGGGGGAGCCACGAUGUAUAAAUGGGGGGCCAAGAGGCAGCGGAGACACUGGCCCACUCGCACGUCCGAGGCAUCUCUGUCCAGCAUGGCCAGGUACACGCUGCUGCUGCUCCUGGCGGUGUGGGUGCUGACGGGGGAGCUGUGGCCGGGGACUGAAGCCCGGGCAGCGCCUUACGGAGUGAAGCUUUGCGGGCGAGAAUUCAUCCGAGCAGUCAUCUUCACCUGCGGGGGAUCCCGGUGGAGACGAUCGGACAUCCUGGCCCACGAGACUAUGGGAGAUACCUUCCCGGAUGCAGAUGCUGAUGGAGACAGUCUGGCAGGCCAGCUGGAUGAGGCCAUGGGGUCCAGCGAGUGGCUGGCCCUGACCAAGUCACCCCAGGCCUUUUAUGGGGGGCGACCCAGCUGGCAAGGAACCCCCCGGAUUCUUCGGGGCAGCCGAGAUGUCCUGGCUGGCCUUUCCAGCAGCUGCUGCAAAUGGGGGUGUAGCAAAAGUGAAAUCAGUAGCCUUUGCUAGUUUGAGGGCUGGGCAGCUGUGGGCACCAGUACCAAUGCCCCAGUCCUGCCAUCCACUUAACCAGUGUCUGGCUGGGUACGUGUCUUUCGAGCCU